GAACUUUGGUACGGUUAAAAAAAAUUGAAAAUGGAUACAACAUGAAACUUGAGUUUUUGCCGGUUGAAGUGUAAAAAUGAACUGGAAAGUGAAAUUGAAAACGUUUGAACUGUGAAUUCGUUAGCAAUGGCGUCAAAAAGACUGUUAUCAUUGGUCUGGGCAAUUUUGCUUGCGUUGCCCCUGGCAACGGGCCAUCUCAACGUACUUAUCAGCCAGGCCGAAGUUAUGAAACUUUUAGGUCUCGACGCAGAGCUGUACUACGUGAGAGAAGGCGUAGUGAACAACUACGCUACGAGCUUCGUUGUGCCAGUACCAGCACAUAUAUCCGACUUGGAGUUUAUGUGGCAAGCGACUGGACGAAAACCGCUUCCCUACGUGAUGAGUAUCCAUUAUGACGUACGAGCUGCCAAAGGCGCCAUGCUGCCGCCACAAGUCAACAUAUCUGAAAAAGGCUUUGUUCCUACAAAUCUACAGACUUUUCGAGUUCGUCUGCCCUGUACUGGAGCUCUAAGUGAGGAAAUCCUCGUCACAAUUCAACUUAAUAUCUCAUCAACGGAUCGUGCCAGUAAAGACGUGCGACUAGUCUUCAAGAGGAACAAAAUCUGUUUAGCUGGAGUAUCGACGGUUGUGGACAGGAACGAGACGGCACGACUGGCAGGCGACGCGUCCCACACCACUGGUGGGGUCUUGUUUGCCGCGGGAGGCUGUGCGGCAGCCGCUCUGGCAUUACUAGCCGGUGCAGCCGCUGCGGGAACGCUGUAUAAGAGAGGAAACAAAGCAAGACAUCAUGAUUCCAUUCACACGUCAUAUACAACGGCAGCAUAUGGCAGUCAUCAAAACGUUUUGCUCCGCUUGGACACGCUCGGUCGACCCCCCAGCUCAACGGGAUCCUACGCCACCAUCGCAAGCCUGCAUAAGUUCCCCUUCGGCAGUCGACGAUCACCGUCUCCUUACGCCACCACGCACAUUUCAGAACACGUAUACGCGAAGCCAGAAUCCAGGGUGUCGUACUAUGCUGCGUCUAACUUAACACAUGUCUCCCAGCAAACGAUAACAAAGGAGCGGGUAACUGACCCGAGCGAACAGCUCCGUUUGCUAACUACGGCCCGUGCAAAUAUUCGAUUGGAGAUCCUCGUACACGAAGGCACAUUCGGUCGUGUUUACAAAGGGGUGUUCAAACGAGGGGACACUUACGAAGAGGUGCUUGUUAAAACAGUAUCAGAUGCAGCAUCAGCGAUGCAGGCAGCGCUUCUUGUUGCUGAAGGGCUGAGAUUCUGUGGUUUGGUUCACGCGAAUGUUUUGUCUCCAAUGGCCGCCUGUGCAGAGGAAGCCAGGAAACCCUUACUGGUUUACUGCUGCGUUUCACAUUCUUCUAACCUUAAAAGGUUCCUUACAUCGUGCAGACUGGGUCAGCAGGCAUCUCCAGCCACCAGGGAGUUGGUGGAACUGGGUGCCCAAGCCGCUUGUGGUUUGUCCUACCUCCACGUGCAGAGGGUUAUCCAUGCAGACUUCGCGGCGAGAAAUUGCAUAGUCGACGAGAAGCUAAGACUGAAGGUAACUGAUAACGGUCUAUCCCGGGACCUCUUCCCGGAUGAUUACCACUGCCUGGGGGAUAAUGAAAAUAGACCCGUGAAAUGGAUGGCGCCGGAGUGUUUGCUGCACAACCAGUACACCACUGCUUCGGAUGUGUGGUCGCUAGGUGUAACGAUAUGGGAGUUAGCAACACUAGGCGCAGGACCUCUUGCGGAACUGGAUGCGGCUGAUGUCGGGGCCUUCCUCACUGGAGGAUACCGACCCUCACAACCGCUCAACUGUCCGGAUGAAUUGUAUGGUAUAAUGUCCUGGUGUUGGACAACAUCUCCCGCUUCCAGACCAACCGCUCCACAGAUCCUUGCAGCUCUACACGACUUCAGACAAGCCCUAAAUACUUAUAUUUAGAUAAAUUUUGAUGCUCAAGGAGUAGGACUUUUCUUGUGUUCUACGUCAAAUAAUCCUUAUGUCAACUCAGCUAUCGUACUUAAAAUUUGAUAAUCAUCUCUGGGAAAAAGAAUGGCCGGAAAUGCAUACCAAUAAAAUUUAAGGACAGAACUGUGUCAAACACAAAUUUAAGUCGAACUUAUCGUAUUAUUUUCCAUUUAAAUUUAUCUGCUAUUACUUUCUUUCUUCUUAGUUUCUUCUUUCUGUUUAGAAUUUAAGUACCAAAGUGCCUGAGAAUGAAUUCUGUUUUUGGUUUUAUAAUAUAAAUUAAUUUGAUGGGGACCAAGCUAACGGCCCUGCUUGAAGGAAAUAUUUGCAGAAA
Messenger RNA from Leptidea sinapis, 2299 nucleotides. It is a transcript of the gene Drl-2, whose product is annotated as tyrosine-protein kinase Dnt. The transcript is spliced from 13 exons. Bases 127 to 1938 code for a protein of 603 amino acids. Gene Ontology annotation, biological process: axonogenesis; multicellular organism development; cell surface receptor protein tyrosine kinase signaling pathway. Gene Ontology annotation, cellular component: signaling receptor complex. Gene Ontology annotation, molecular function: ATP binding; protein kinase activity. Lineage: Eukaryota; Metazoa; Arthropoda; Insecta; Lepidoptera; Pieridae. The record is from RefSeq and is a predicted model, not a curated record.